Messenger RNA from Vespula pensylvanica (western yellowjacket), 951 nucleotides. RefSeq names its product odorant receptor 13a-like. The transcript is spliced from 6 exons. Gene Ontology annotation, molecular function: olfactory receptor activity; odorant binding. Gene Ontology annotation, biological process: sensory perception of smell; detection of chemical stimulus involved in sensory perception of smell. Bases 1 to 951 code for a protein of 316 amino acids. The record is from RefSeq and is a predicted model, not a curated record. NCBI's taxonomy places the organism in Eukaryota, Metazoa, Arthropoda, Insecta, Hymenoptera, Vespidae. Gene Ontology annotation, cellular component: plasma membrane.
AUGACUACCACAAUUGCUAUAUUGAAGGCAGCAACUUUUUGGUCCAACGGGAGAUACAUGAAAUUACUUCUAUCGCAUAUGGAAAAUGAUCGAAAAGAAGCUGUAAGUGAUAAGAACGUGAAGAAAAUGAUGAGAAUCGCUGAUAUCAGCAGGAGGAUAACAGCUGGAAGUAUCAUAAUGUGUAACUUUAUCGUCUUUACUUAUGUGACAUUAAGAACCUUCUUGCUACCAUAUACGGGACGGAUAUUGUAUUAUCGUGCCUAUUACCCAUACGAUACCGCAAUUUUUCCCUAUUUCGAACUAACCUUGAUUGGCCAAAUUACAGCCGAACUUUACGCAGCCAAUAGUUACACAGCCGUCGACACUUUCAUGACCAUGUUGAUGUUACACGUGUGCGGACAAUUUUCGAGUCUAAGAAAAAAAUUGUCCAAGUUGUGUACCAAAAGUAAUAAUAAUUUUCGAAGCGAUCUGGCAAGGAUUGUGCAGAAGUAUAAUAUGCUUAACAGAUAUGCUGAAACGAUCGAAGACAGAUUCAACGGCAUGUUACUUAUCCAAAUGCUUGGAUGUACAAUACAACUCUGCGUUCAAUCGUAUCAAGCAAUUUCGGCUCUCGUGGAUGACGACCAAGAUCUCUUGGUAAUGCGACUAUUCUUUUUUGGUAUAUACACUACAUACGUCAUGCUUCACAUCUAUCUAUAUUGCUACGUUGGUCAGAAACUUUUUUCUGAAGGAGCGAAAAUGGCUUAUGCCGCGUACGAUUGCAACUGGUACAAUCUGUCACCGAAAGAAGCUAGAUGUCUUAUUAUAAUAAUAUGUCGAGCACAAAUAUCGUCACGCAUUACAGCAGGAAAAUUUUGUUCCUUCAAUCAUGAGCUCUUUGGCAGCAUUUUAAAAACAUCCAUGGGUUACUUGUCGGUCCUAUAUGCGAUGAAAACCAAAGAUGUCCAUUAA